This is a messenger RNA of Saccharomyces paradoxus, 1185 nucleotides long. RefSeq names its product cystathionine gamma-lyase CYS3 (gene CYS3). Gene Ontology annotation, molecular function: cystathionine gamma-lyase activity; pyridoxal phosphate binding. The coding region runs from base 1 to 1185 and encodes 394 amino acids. NCBI's taxonomy places the organism in Eukaryota, Fungi, Ascomycota, Saccharomycetes, Saccharomycetales, Saccharomycetaceae. The transcript has a single exon. The record is from RefSeq and is a predicted model, not a curated record. Gene Ontology annotation, biological process: transsulfuration. Gene Ontology annotation, cellular component: cytoplasm.
AUGACUCUACAAGAAUCUGAUAAAUUUGCUACCAAGGCCAUCCAUGCCGGUGAACAUGUCGACGUUCACGGUUCCGUCAUUGAACCCAUUUCUUUGUCAACCACUUUCAAACAAUCUUCUCCAGCUAACCCUAUUGGUACUUACGAAUACUCCAGAUCUCAAAAUCCUAACAGAGAGAACUUGGAAAGAGCAGUUGCCGCUUUAGAGAACGCUCAAUACGGGUUGGCUUUCUCCUCUGGUUCUGCCACCACCGCCACAAUCUUGCAAUCGCUUCCUCAGGGCUCCCACGCGGUCUCUAUCGGUGAUGUGUACGGUGGUACCCACAGAUACUUUACCAAAGUCGCCAACGCUCACGGUGUGGAAACUUCAUUCACUAACGAUCUGUUGAACGAUCUACCUCAAUUGAUAAAGGAGAACACCAAAUUGGUUUGGAUCGAAACUCCAACCAACCCUACUUUGAAGGUGACCGACAUUCAAAAGGUCGCAGACCUUAUCAAGAAGCACGCUGCCGGCCAAGACGUCAUCUUGGUUGUCGACAACACUUUCUUGUCCCCAUAUAUCUCCAACCCAUUGAAUUUCGGUGCGGACAUCGUUGUCCAUUCCGCUACAAAGUACAUCAACGGUCAUUCAGACGUUGUGCUUGGUGUCCUGGCCACUAAUAACAAGCCAUUGUACGAGCGUCUGCAGUUCUUGCAAAACGCCAUUGGUGCCAUCCCAUCUCCUUUCGAUGCUUGGUUAACUCACAGAGGUUUGAAGACUUUGCAUCUACGUGUCAGACAAGCUGCCGUCAGCGCCAUCAAGAUCGCUGAGUUCUUGGCAUCAGACAAGGAAAACGUUGUCGCAGUCAACUACCCAGGUUUGAAAACACACCCUAACUACGACGUGGUGUUGAAGCAACACCGUGACGCCCUUGGUGGUGGUAUGAUCUCCUUCAGAAUCAAGGGUGGUGCUGAAGCCGCUUCCAAGUUUGCCUCUUCUACAAGACUGUUCACAUUGGCCGAGUCUCUUGGUGGUAUCGAAUCUCUACUGGAGGUGCCCGCUGUUAUGACCCAUGGUGGUAUUCCAAAGGAAGCCAGGGAGGCCUCUGGUGUUUUUGACGACUUGAUCAGAAUCUCCGUCGGUAUUGAAGACACUGAAGAUCUUUUGGAAGACAUCAAGCAAGCUUUGAAGCAAGCCACUAGCUAA